CAAUACUUUACAAAAUUAAGGAGACGCUUUAUCUAAGUAAAUACAAAAAUUGAAAUUUCUACAACGAUCGAUUUACGAAGUCAGAAGCGGAAGAAUAAGCGUACGCCUGCGCCACGUCCUGUACGUACUCUGUUAUUUCAAGUACUCGUGCGAAGUAUACAGUAUUAGAAAUUAAAUGUGUAGUUCAAUUUUUACCAGAUUUUUCAUACAACAUCUUAAAAGUGAUUGCAUAAAACGUUGCACGAAAGAUUUUAGCAAAAAUGCGCAACAAUGAAGGAUCAGCGUUGUACUUAUUGCUAGUAUUAAUCUUAUGCGCAGAAGUAUGUAUAACAAACGCGAGACAUUUGAUUAAAAAGAGAAAUUAUAGCGAUCAAAGCGUGAGAGGUUAUUUGGCAGAGAGGACUUGUUGGUGGAAUGAGGUGUGCAAAGAAGAAUUUCACAGCAAAUUCCGCUGCCGUUGUCCAAGAUGGUCCUAUUGUCGUGCUCCUGGCAGAUAUUACGACGCUCAUUGUAGUAUAACACGUACAGGCUACAUUUGGACUCAACCAGAAACUUCAUUGACGCUCGAAGUUAAUAAAUGAGUACUUUUUGUAAAUUCUUCUUUGGUCGCACUUAUCCAAGGAUCAAUCAAAAAUUAAUACAGUAGAAUUACGUGGGGGAUAAGGCUGUUUGGAUGAGAGAAAGAACAUAAAUAUCGAUAAUAGCAAUACAAACAAUGAAAUUAAAUAUAAUUCUAUUAAAGAUUUAUGGGCCCGAAAUUCUUUUAGCUGUUAGAUCACACAACUUUUUAGCAGAUCUAAUUCGGUAAAGUUACAUUUCAUUUGUGACUGCUACCAUCUUAACUCUAUUUCUAACGCCUCAAAUAUGUACUUGGAAACGUUGAGAAAUAUCAUUGUCAUUAUAUUCAUGUUUCAUUUCAUUGUCCGAAAUACACGUAAUAUUAGUAUCAUGGUCAAUCGAAAAAGAUUCAUCACAUUGAAAUCAUUCUAUCAGGUCGGCGUUAUAACAACUUCUAUCAGUUCGACAGAAAACUAACUAUUAUACUAAGAAGAAAAUUAAUUAUUAUUUUUAUUUAGUCCGUGCCUCUCGGCUUUGGACGAACUUUCAGCUUUCUUUACAGCUCUUUAUUGCACUAAUCGCCUUCUUAUCUCUAAUCUAACACUAAUGCUU
This is a messenger RNA of Bombus pyrosoma, 1170 nucleotides long. RefSeq lists its product as uncharacterized. The transcript has 3 exons. The coding region runs from base 261 to 581 and encodes 106 amino acids. The record is from RefSeq and is a predicted model, not a curated record. NCBI's taxonomy places the organism in Eukaryota, Metazoa, Arthropoda, Insecta, Hymenoptera, Apidae.